Molecule: messenger RNA, 5360 nt
Organism: Tachysurus vachellii
Lineage: Eukaryota; Metazoa; Chordata; Actinopteri; Siluriformes; Bagridae
Product: protein phosphatase Slingshot homolog 3
Exons: 16
Coding region: 248-2146 (632 amino acids)
Biological process (GO): negative regulation of actin filament polymerization; actin cytoskeleton organization; protein dephosphorylation
Cellular component (GO): cytoplasm
Molecular function (GO): protein tyrosine/serine/threonine phosphatase activity; actin binding
Source: RefSeq, a predicted model, not a curated record
UGAGUGUGUGCGCGACGCCUGUAUUUUGCUUCCUGCUCCCAGGACUCGAUCUUCACUCCUCUUUUUAACGCAGAACUUUUCACCAUACGGACUGCAGCAGCUCAGAAACAAAGUCACCGGAUUAUUUAUCUUUAUCAUAUAAAAAAGGACACAUUGUUGCUUCAUUUUACUACAGAAAUCAGGAAUUUAAAUACCUGUAAGGAGUCACAUCUCACCUGAGCAGCGUUUCAGUGAGCCGGGAGCUGGGAUGGCUUUACUGACCCUGCGCAGAACACCGUCUGUCUCCACCUCACCUGAUGAACCCAUUGCAAGAAGAGGGAGACUUCAGAAGAGGGAGAGUUUCGCCUUCGUCAGAGGUGCGGUGCUUUUACUAGAGGACGGAGAGAGGGAGGGGCCACACGAUGAAGCCACGCCCUCCCAGUUUCCAAACGCUCAGGUUGUGGGCGGAGCUUCGUAUACAAAGCACAGUCAUUUACAUGCUAUGAUUUCACUACUGAGACCUGAAGAUACCGUUAAACUGGCUGUUCGUUUGGAGUCCGUGAGUCCCAUCAGAGUGAGAUAUUUGCUCAUCGUUUCAACUGUCAGCCACAAACAGGAGAGUCUUCUUCUCGGUAUGGACUUCCCAAGUAUCAACAGUGAUUACUGCACUAUUGGCCUGGUUUUGCCCAUAUGGAGUGAUACUCAGGUGUAUCUGGAUGGAGACGGAGGCUUCAGCGUGACGUCUGCAGAAUGCACCAGGAUAUUUAAGCCUGUGUCUAUUCCAACAAUGUGGUCUGUGCUCCAGGCUCUACACGGCUGUUGUGAGCGGGCGGUGCAGGGUGCCGUGAUCCCGGGCUGUGGGUUGGACUGGGCUCAGCACUACAAACAGCACGUGGAGUCGGACCAUCAGUGUGUGAACGAGUGGAAGGCCAUGAUGGGGCUGGAGUCUGUGCGUAAGAACAAUAAAGGCCACAGCACAGAGAGAGAGGGAGUGGAGAGAGAGAUUAAAGUCCAGCUCAGAGACAUCAUGAGGACCGUGGACCUGGAGAACAUCACCUCCAAACAGGUCCGAUCUGCUCUGGAGGCCAGGAUCGGUUUGGACAUGAAGAACUAUAAAGAGUACAUUGACAAUGAGAUGAUGGUCACUAUGGCUCAGAUGGACAAACCUUCUAAAAUCUUAGACUAUCUUUACCUGGGCUCUGAAUGGAACGCAGCCAACUUUGAAGAACUUCAGAAAAACAAUGUGGGUUACAUCCUAAACGUCACCAUGGAGAUCGAUAACUUUUUCCCUGAAGCUUUCACCUACAUGAAUAUCCGAGUGUACGACGUGGAGUCCACGGAUCUUCUCUCGUACUGGAACAACACCUACAGGUUUAUCAACGAAGCCAGGAAAUGUGGGCAGUCGGUAUUGGUUCACUGUAAGAUGGGCGUGUCUCGCUCCGCCUCCACAGUCAUUGCGUUUCUGAUGAAGCAGCAGGGUUGGACGUUAGAGGAGGCACUUAACCACGUGAGAGAGCGCAGACCCAUCGUUCACCCCAACGACGGCUUCUUCAGACAGCUGCACACCUACAGCGGCAUCCUCAGUGCCAGUAAACAGAGGCACAGCGCCCUCUGGAAGCGCAAGUCUAGAUCGGACACGCUGAAUAAUCCGCCUCAGGAGCAAGAACAGAAGGUGGAGACGGAGCGACAGCAGGGUGAGGAUGAGCAGGAAGAAGAGGAGGAGGAGGAGGAGGAAGAACAGAGUCCAGAGGAGGACGAGAGCUCGGAGACGGACGAGGACGAGGAGAGAGAUGUGUUUGUUGAUUCAGCGUCAAUGUAUGAAGCAGCAGCAGCAACAACUCCGACGACGACAACAACCACAACAACAACAAACCCUGUUAUUACUGUCCAGGACAGUGACAAGGUGACCCCGAGUCCGAGCAGAAGUGGAAGAAUGGAUCUGUUUUCUCUCAUGCAGUCCAUCCAGCUGGACGAUGAGGAGCGACUGAGCGAUCUAGAAAACGCAGCGGCUCAGAGGAAAUCUCCGGCUCAGAGGAGACGCAGCAGUCACAAACGACGAGCUCUGACUCACCAGAGAGCUCACGUGGACGUUUCUCCUGAGCCAAGCAGCCAAUCACAGAGCAGGAAACAGGAAAAUCCGAGGCUCGGCGCCGGCGAGGAACAAUGAGGAGCAAAGAUAAGACUAAAAUAGAGAAGAGGAAGAACACGACAUGGGAGAAAGUUGAUCUUCAUUUUAAUGACUCGGUUGAGAAAAAUGGUGAGGGAUUUGUUUGUUUGUUUGUUUCAGAGUUGAUUCAAAAGAAAACUCACACACACACAUACACACACACACACACACACACGUGCUCCACAUUCACACAAACACACACACACUGCAAUACAUUAGGUGUUUCUUAUUUUUAUUAUUAUGAAAACUUUCCAGACGUCACUCUGUGCCUUUCUUUUUUCUUUCACACACUCACCUGAGCCUGAGCCGAAUGUUCACACACACACACACACACACACCUCACUGAUUUAACGCAGUAUUAAAGAACAGCGAAAAGGCAUAAAUGUAUAUAAAAGCAUUUCCCAGAGAUAAAAAAAACCCUGUAUUAUUAUUAUUAUUAUUAUUAUUAUUAUUAUUAUUAUUAUUGUGUUGCACCAGGUGAAAAUAGCAUAUAGUAGCUAAGCUAGCCAACAAUCUAAACUGUGCUAAUGUUGCCUUUUCUAAACAUUCAAACUAGCUAACAAACUAGCCAAUGCCAGUCUUGGAGUUAUAGCAUUUAAAUAAGUAUAUAGGACUAAACUCUGUAAAAUAAGGCGAUGUAUUAAAUUAUAUAAAAUAAAAGUAGCAAUGGUCGAUAGAAAGCCAGUUAAUAUAAGCCUUACCGGUUCUGCUAAUGAAGCAAUUAGCCGAACUUGCUAACGAGCGAGUUAAUGUUAGAUUAGUGUAUUGGGAAAACAAGAAAACAAGUUAGCUAUCUUUCUUAGCAUAGACUACAGUAUAACUUUUCUAAAUUUGAUCCAAAUGCCAGUAAAUACUGUUAAGAACAGUAGCCAUUAGGCUAACAAAUUGUACUGUGUACAACACUAACCACAUUUACUAGCAAGUUAGCUAACGUAAGGCUAGCAGCAAAUUGCUAAUAGCCAAGAUCUCUAGCAAGCUACAAUGCAUUAAGCUAAGAUUAAGAUCGAUGUUAGCUAGCAUGCUAGGUAAUUUGGCUAACCAUGUAUACCGAUAGCCAAGACUGCUAACAAGCCAGCUAGCUUAAGGAUAACGAUUAUAUUAGCCAAAUUCGCUAACAAGCUAGGUAUAAUAUCUAAGGUUGCGUGUGUGCUAUUGUGUGAUGGAGGGAAAAUGAGGAAAAUAUUUAUUUCUAGUUUAACCUGGACACAAAGUCUUAUUAUUAUUAUUAUUAUUAUUAUUAUUAUUCUAUAGAGUUUUAAAAAGACCCAAGUUCCUUUAGAGAUGUUUUAUUGCCUCAAUUCUAUGCAAUAAGUGUAAUUCAUUUUUAACUAAAUAGAUGUUUUUUUUUCUCUUAGCACGAAGCUUAAAACUACCAUUUUUUGGAUUCUUUGAUUUCAGACAAGCAGGGAUUCAUUUUCAGCUCCUUCUGUUUAAACCUCCACGCUUGUGUUUAAACACUCAUUAAUUUCAUAUCUGCAGUGUUUAAUGUACACGAGCAGAACCUUGAUACGUCCUGCUCAGUGUCUGUGGGGCUCCUUUUAGUCAGAAGGAUCCGCUGGGAUCCGAGCGAGAAAGCGAUUCGACUCCGAGUCGACUCCGAGUCGACUCCGAGUCGACUCCGAGUCGACUCCGAGUCGACUCCGAGUCGACUCCGAGUCGACUCCGAGUCGACUCUGAGUGAUGCGUGAAAUGUUUUAAACUAGUAAUUUAUUUAUUUAAGAUUCGAGUCACGUCUCCGCGCUCGGCUGAUUUUCGUUAUUUCUGCGCGCUUGGUAAAGUUUUGCUUUACUUUCUCACUCGCUGUAUUUCUGAUCAGUGAAUCAAAUAAUUGAUCUGGACCUUAUCAGCAUUACACACCCAAACACCCCCCACCCCCACUAAAGACAUUAUGAUCUGAGACUUUAGUCAACACUAGUUUUAUAUUUAGUUCUUGUUGUGGCACUUUAUAGCAAUCGGGACCAACAAGGUGUUAAAAAGCUCCUGACUGGCAGUGUCAGGGUUCUAAAUUAUAAACAUAAGAAUAUAUUCUCUCAGAGUAAAGGAAAUAAUUUAUUUAGGAAUUAAUAAAUUAUUAUUAAUAAUUACUAUUAAAGAGUAAAGGAAGGACAUUAAGCGGUUGACAGGAGCAUCACAAGAACUUGGUGUGGAGUUCGAAACAUCCGUAUUAUUUAUUGCGGUUACGCAACAGUUUAACGAGCUCACGUUUUCCAGUUUAUAUCACUGACUCGACCAAAACAAAUCCAGAAAAAGACUAAAGUAAUGGCACCCCAAUGCAACACAGAGUUUAAGAGGCGCUCGUUCACAGAUUGGUCGGUUUUGGCAAAACGUUUCAAAUCUGAAGCUAAUUUCUAAAAUAAUUUAAGUGAGUUAUGUAUAUUUGAGUUAUAUAAAUUGUACGUUAAAACUUGUUGGUCCAUCAGUGAGGUGUCUGUGUUCAUGUCUGUGUUCCACUACUGCUGCACAGAACCGGAGUAUUCAUGUUACGGUUCUGUACCUGUAACGUUACAGAGGUGUCGUUUUGUCAGGAUGUGGGAUUUUUACCUGCGGAAUAAAUUCACACGUGCCAUAACUGAAAUGUGACGUCUCUGCUGUAGCAGGUCGACUCUCUGUCCUCGUGUCCCAGUGCCUUCGGUUUGGACCAAAAUUGAACACGUGUCUGACGGUUUGUGCGUUCAGUUCGAAUCGUGUUCCAGUUUUCUGAUGAAUUCUAUCAGCUGUAUUUAUUGUGUGAUUGUGUUUUUAAUUUCCAUGCAGUAUUUUUACUGUGCUGUGUGUUAAACAUACAGACGGUUGCCAGAUUGAAGCCAAAGUCACCAUAAUGAGGAAAAGAAACAGCUGGAUAAAAUCCCUACAGUGUGCUGGAGAGAUGAUAAAGAAAAUAACAAGCAUAAAAGUGCCAUCUUACUUUCAGUUAAUCCCGAUGCUGUUUUUAUCGAAAUGGGAGCAUAAAUCAGGUCAUUAAUGCUGUUUGUUGUUUAUGAUCAGGAAAUAAAACGUCUUUUACACACGUUUCAAACAGGGUUGCCAGAUAAUCCACGUAUUUAUAGUUUCACUGUUGCUGGAUAAAAUGUCAUUAAUUUAGAAGGUUCUGAAUCUGUAAAUCUGGCAACGCUGAUCCAUAUUGUUAUGUAUUUUUAUUUUCACUUUUAUUCCUGAUGUAUCUACAGCAUGUAACUGUCUUUGCUGUACUUUACAAAUAAAUGAGUUUAAUAAA